This is a messenger RNA of Vairimorpha ceranae, 138 nucleotides long. RefSeq lists its product as hypothetical. NCBI's taxonomy places the organism in Eukaryota, Fungi, Microsporidia, Nosematidae. The record is from RefSeq and is a predicted model, not a curated record. Bases 1 to 138 code for a protein of 45 amino acids. The transcript has a single exon.
AUGACGCCAAACAUUUUUAUCAAAAUAAAAAUAGCAUCCAUGAGUAAUUGCAUGAGAAAAAGCAUUUUUAUACCCCGAAGGCAAGAAUUAAAAAAUCUAUUUGUAUUUCUUGUAGGCAAAGUUGAAUAUGAUAUUUAA